Messenger RNA from Kickxella alabastrina, 1128 nucleotides. RefSeq lists its product as uncharacterized. Lineage: Eukaryota; Fungi; Kickxellomycota; Kickxellomycetes; Kickxellales; Kickxellaceae. The coding region runs from base 216 to 992 and encodes 258 amino acids. The transcript has a single exon. The record is from RefSeq and is a predicted model, not a curated record.
GCCGCGUACACGACAUAAUGGGAGUGUGGAAUUCUUCGUAUGAGUGCCGCCCGCCACUGCGCCACCCAUCCACUGGAGCAUAAUGAACACCGACGGGUACGCGCCAGCAAUUUCGACGGCAGCAAGCAAUUGCUUGCGCGUAAGCGGCCGCAACGCCAGGUACUGCAGGCCGGCAGCCGAAGUUCGUUGAUAAACCAGCGCUGGCAAGGUCGGGGAUGGCGCCGUCUUCGAUGCCCAGCCCAAUAAUAGGCAGCCCACGCUGGCGCAUUAGCUUGGUUGUACUCAGCUGCCAUUCCCAUUUGCUGCUGUUGCUCCAGCUUGCGCCGCUUAGCGCUAUCCAGUGUCCGUGGGGCUGUUUGCUGCAAAGCUCAGCAGUGCGCUUUGUUAGCUCACGCUCACUGCGGAUAUGGCUAAUAUCCAGCUCUGCCAGAUACCCCGCGUGCGCAACAGCAGCAACAAAGUCCACGCUGGCCGUUGUGGGGUCCAUUCCGCCGACCAGCACCAUGGGCAUCCCGCUGAGAAGACGGUGCAACUUGGUGUCAAUGUGUAGCUGGGUCUUUGUAGUGUCUGGAGCUCCAUUGUGCAGCAGGCGGGCGGCGUACGACUCUUCCAGUUUGCAGCUGUGCCAGCCAAAUUAUCUGCAGCGGCCAUUAAAGGCCUGCGCAGGAUUGAAGAGCAGUGCCAAUAUUAUUUCAAUGGCAGCAACGCGGUCUGCGCACACCAGCGAUAUGCCGCGGCCCUGGAUGAUCUGGAAUGUGGCCCGGCGGACCAACGCAGUCUCAGAGCUGCCGCUGGUCAUGUCCACAAUGUGCGUCAUGCCUGGGCAGCUGAGCGCAACCGGCCACUCAGCAGGUCUAGUGUACAGAUACUCUGCAAUGACUCGCGUCAGGUUGCUACUCUUGCUGCGGAUAUCCGCGCAGCUACCGUCCGGAGCGCGCACAGAUGUAAUCAUAUCCGUGGCUGCAAACAGCCAGCCCUUGCUUUGCGCAUAGUCCAUGUGCCGAUCAACUACUGGCGCCAUGUGUGCGCUGUGGAAUGCGCCAACCGCAAGAAGCCUUUUGAGCACAACGCAAGGCUUGCGCAAAAUAAACGGCACGUUGUCUUGGUCACCGUCCGCGUCAGUUGCUG